AUGCGUUUCGUAGCAGUUCUUUUAAUCAUAGGAUUUGUAUCCUACAAUGUUUCGGCUAAGCCAUACAGCUCUGAAGAAGAUAUUUCUCUCUUAAGCUCACCCGAAUCUUUAUCUUUAUCCGAAGAAUCUGUAGAUUCUUUUGAUGUGAGAAAGAAACGUGAUGCUUCCGAGAGUGUUUCAUCCUCAGAAAAGUCAUCAGAAUCAGAAUCUGUGGACAGAAGGAAACGUAGUGCUUCAUCUGAAUCAUCAGAAUCUUUGGAAUCAUCUGAGUCUUCUCAGUCGAAUGAAAGAAGAAAGCGUAGUGCUUCAUCGGAAUCCUCAGAGUCUUCUGAAUCAUCAGAGUCCAAAUCUUCAGAGUCCAAAUCUUCAGAGUCCAAAUCAUCAGAAUCUAAUUCAUCAGCAUCCAAAUCAUCGAAUUUUGAAAAAGAUGAAGAAGCCGAAACUGAUAAGGAAUCCGGUUCUAAUGAAGAAUCUGAAGCUGAUAAAGAAUCCGAUGAAGAGGAAAAAUCUGAAGCUGACAUAGAAUCCGACGAAGAGAACAAAUCUGAUGCUGAUAAAGAAUCCGAUGAAGAGGAAAAAUCUGAAGCUGACAAAGAAUCCGAUGAAGAGGAAAAAUCUGAAGCUGACAUAGAAUCCAACGAAGAGAACAAAUCUGAUGCUGAUAAAGAAUCCGAUGAAGAGGAAAAAUCUGAAGCUGACAAAGAAUCCGAUGAAGAGGCAAAAUCUGAAGCUGAUAAAGAAUCCGAUGAAGAGAACAAAUCUGAAGCUGAUAAAGAAUCCGAUGCUGACGAAGAAACCGAAGCUGAUAAAGAGUCUGACGAUGAUGAAGAAUCCGUAGAUGACAAAGAAUCUGAAGCUGAUGAUGAAGAAACGGUAGAUGAUAAUGAAGCCGAUGAUGAUGAAGAAACCGAUGCUGAUAAAGAAACCAAUGAUGAUGAAAUAGUCAUUGAUGAUGAAGAACCACAGACUGGCGAUGUUGAAGAAUACGAUGAUAAAGAUGUAGAAGAUGUUGUUGAUGAUAAACCCUCUGAAGAUGGUGCUGCCAUUGAUGAUGAGCCAACUGUUGGAAACGCAGAUCUCGAUGACGAACCAGUCGCUGAAUUAGCCGUCGAUGGUGCUGAUGCUGAAUCUGUUACACCCGUUCCAAUCGGUAAAGCUAUUCUCGAUUUCUUUGGAAGAUUGAUUGGAAAUUAA
Molecule: messenger RNA, 1194 nt
Organism: Calliphora vicina (urban bluebottle blowfly)
Lineage: Eukaryota; Metazoa; Arthropoda; Insecta; Diptera; Calliphoridae
Product: surface protein-like
Exons: 1
Coding region: 1-1194 (397 amino acids)
Source: RefSeq, a predicted model, not a curated record